Molecule: messenger RNA, 2624 nt
Organism: Drosophila busckii
Lineage: Eukaryota; Metazoa; Arthropoda; Insecta; Diptera; Drosophilidae
Gene: CTCF
Product: transcriptional repressor CTCFL
Exons: 4
Coding region: 241-2589 (782 amino acids)
Biological process (GO): regulation of transcription by RNA polymerase II
Molecular function (GO): DNA-binding transcription factor activity; RNA polymerase II cis-regulatory region sequence-specific DNA binding
Source: RefSeq, a predicted model, not a curated record
UGCGGCACAUAUUAUUGUAGAUAAUACUCGCUUGCAGAAUAUGUUGUGGUAUUAUUAUUUUAUUGUAGAUGAUACGUGCUAAAUUCGCAUUUUAAAGUCGCCAUCUUUUGCGCAUCUGUUGGCAUUUCCCCUGACGGCCAUUGCUCGAACUAAAGCUAUAUUUGUUAACAAAUUAGCAAAAUUGAGUAGCAAUUCGCAACAAAGGGUAGAAAAUUUUAUCGGAGAUUACUUCAAAGCAAUAUGUCCAAACGCAGGCGCGACAGUGAUGCGGAAGAUCUGCAGUCCUUUUUAAUAAAUUUUCACAAGGAAAUUGAGGAUAGCGGCGUUAGUGCUGGUGCUGCAGAACCCACAGGCGCAAAUGCAGAGGCGCAUACAGAGCCCGCCGAGGAGCAGGAAGACGAUGAUGAUGAGUACUUUAUCGAUGAUGAAGGAAACUGUUAUGUGAAAGCUCCACCUAAAAAAGUACAGCAGCUAAAGAAGAAACUAAAGCCCAUAAAUGCUUCAAGUCCAGCACCAGCAUCAAUUGCCAUUCGCAAUGCCAACAGCACAACAAGCUCAAAAGCUAUCAAUUUGCGACCAGCCCAGGCCAAGGCAACGGAAGCGACGCCGAAGAAAGUAACCAAAGCCAUUACUGUACGUACAGCUGCUUCACCCAAAAAGUCCGUGCAAGCUAGCACCCCCAAAGCCUAUGCUCGUUCUCUAAGAAGCGCCACCAAAACUGCUAAGUUAAGCGAUGUGAAAUUGGAGGAGAUGGUCGAUGGUUCCACAAUCGAAAUCGACUUAAAUGAAACCAUUACUAGUGAGCAAUCAGCGAACAAAGAUGGCGCUUCCGACUACGAUGACGUUGGAGCUGUUGAUGAUGAGGUUUAUGACUUUGAUGAGAGUGCCGCUAAUCGAACAGCAAAGUCUGAUGUGGACUUUGUGGUAACCGGCAAGCAGUACAAGUUAAAGUCGCCUGCUAAGUCUACCGCACAGCAGAAGUACGCCUGCUCUCACUGCAGCUAUACGACCAAUAAGAAAUUCCUUAUUACACGGCAUGUGCGUUCGCAUGAUGCUGAGCUAUCCUUCAAGUGCUCCAUCUGCGAGCGCGGCUUUAAAUCUAACAUGGGCCUCGUUAAUCAUCUUAACACGCAUAUGGGCAACAAACCACACAAGUGCAAGCUGUGCGAAAGCGCCUUCACCACAAGCGGAGAACUCAUAAGGCACACGCGCUACAAGCACACCAAGGAGAAGCCACAUAAAUGCACGGAAUGCAGCUAUGCCAGCGUGGAACUGACCAAGUUGCGUCGCCAUAUGACCUGCCAUACGGGUGAACGGCCGUAUCAGUGUCCUCACUGUACCUACGCCUCCCAGGACAUGUUUAAGCUGAAGCGUCAUCUAGUCAUACACACGGGCGAGAAAAAAUAUCAGUGCGACAUAUGCCAGUCACGCUUUACACAAUCCAACUCGCUGAAAGCGCACAAGCUAAUACAUAGCGUGGUGGAUAAGCCAGUGUUUCAGUGCACGCUCUGCCCCACGACCUGUGGACGCAAGGCGGACCUGCGCACGCACAUGGCCAACAUGCACACCUCGGACAAGCCUAUUGCGUGCAAACGGUGUGGCCAGGAGCUGCCCGAUCGCUAUCAAUAUAAGCUGCACAUCAAGACACACGAGGGUGAAAAAUGUUAUCGCUGCAAUCUCUGCAGCUAUGCAUCUGUCUCGCAGCGUCAUUUGGACUCGCAUAUGCUUAUACACACAGAUUCGAAGCCCUUAAAAUGCGAUCUGUGUCCGCAGGCAUUCAGGCAACGUCAGCUGCUGCGUCGCCACAUUAAUUUGGUGCACAACGACCAGUACAAGGCGCCAGAGCCGCGAGAGAAAGUGCACUCUUGUCCCAAUUGCUCGCGCUCUUUUACACACAAAGGCAAUCUUAUGCGUCACAUGGAGACUCACGAUGAAACAUUGGAUGCACGCGACGAAAAGCUAAAACUCAAACUGGGCCGUAAUGUACGUCUACAGCCAGACGGCAGCAUUGUUACAGUGGUCAAUGGCUCGGACAUUGAGGCUCUUGGAAGAUCAGCUGAUAUAAACUUAGGCGAGGAGCUUCAAUACGAAAUAUCACAGGUUGUUGAAGAAGAAGAGGAAGAGGACAUGCUAGUUCCGGACAAUAAGCCGGAACGUAAGCCACAAAGAGUAAUGUCGAGAAUGAUGCAAAAACAACAUCAAGCAAGUACGGCUAAAAAGCCCGUCAUUAUUAAUCGGCAAUUAAAACUGAAAUCGCCGCGGACUAAGCCAUUGACCUCGCAAGGAGGCACUUUUCGCAUUAAAGAAGAGCCAGAUGCUACUGAGUUCACAGUGGAGCUACAAGGCGAUAGUGACCAAUUCAUGGUGGUGCAAUUGGUCAACAAUGAUGACGAUGUGGUGAUUAAGCGUGAGCAUAAUGCGGACAGACUCAACGAGAAUAACUGCUUUGGCUUUGAGGACGAGCAAGAAGAACAUGAGAUUGAAGAAGAAGAAGAAGAAUACGAGGAAUAUGUGGAGCCAGCUGCUGAGGUGGAUGCUAGCUCGCAAGAUUUUCUGCGGCUUAUGCAUUUGAUCGAACAGGAUACGUAGUUUAUAUGCUUACCUUAAGUCCAACAUUAAAACAG